This is a messenger RNA of Nylanderia fulva, 2342 nucleotides long. Its product is annotated as DUF1676 domain-containing protein Osi10b. Gene Ontology annotation, cellular component: membrane. The record is from RefSeq and is a predicted model, not a curated record. Lineage: Eukaryota; Metazoa; Arthropoda; Insecta; Hymenoptera; Formicidae.
UUAAUCUGAAUAAUAUUUCUAUAUAUGAGGGAUCGGUUAAAUCCGGUAGGUCGAGGAUGAAAAGUAAAUUUCGUUAUCUGUGUCUGCUUAUUCUCGUGUCAACGAGUUUUACAGUGAUUAUGGAGCCCAAAGAGCAUAUUACUUUGGAGAACGAACAAUCGUAUAGCUUUAAUGAAGCUUUCGGCACAUGUCUGUCGAAGAAGGAACAUGGCACAUUCGAAUGCGUAAACCGUGGUGUUUUAAGUGCUUUACAAUCCUGGCACGAUAAAGACACUCUAGAAUUUGGAAAAGUGCGAUUGGAUCGAGCGGAAGGCUACGGCAGAGAUUUCUUGGAUUUAGAUUACGAUCCAAAAGAUUUUGGAAAUAUCGUGAAAGCAGCCGCCAGAUUAAUGGAACGCCGAAACAUUAAGUGGAAUUUGGAUAAUUUAUAUCCAGGAUUGCAGAUGCGCGUCGGACCAAUGUUAAACGGAGAUGGAAUGCUGGAAUUUGUUCUCAACGAAAGAGCUGCUUCGUAUGACGACAGGCAGUCCAGCGGUCCAGGAAGACAAUUGACCAGACACAUAUUACUGCCAUUUCUCUUGGGUUUCAAGUUCAAUUUGGCAUCUCUAAUUCCUCUAUUGUUUGGUUUCCUGCUGAUUGUGACCAAGAAGGCCCUGUUACUGACGAAGGUGGCGCUGUUUCUAAGUGGUCUUUUAGGAUGGAAUACACUCGUUUCCGGAACACCUCCUGCGUCUUAUCCGGCAAACGCGUUCAAUGACUUUCAUGCUUAUGGACACGGAAUACCGUCAGGUGUUUAUUCUCAUUAUGAACAUCAUUUUCCGCAACGACCUUACAAAACGCUACAAGACUAUACACCUUACGAUCAUCAUGUAAUUAGAGAAGUUGUCAAUGUUUACGAAGGAAAUAAUGACUCGGGGCAAAAUAGACAAAAUGCAAAGAAUUUCGUUUGGACAGUGACCGCCAAAAGUGAAUAUGUAAAACUGUUCGAACGGUGCACGAACGAGAAGAACACCUUCGAUUGCUUCAAACGGCGUGCCUUAGAGAUUCUUGACACGGCGAUCAAAGAUAAUUCUGUAUAUAAGAUUAAUGACUACGUUUCAAUCACCAAAGAUGCAGCAACCGCGAGAAAUUACAACCCGAUGGGAUCUGAAAAUGAUACACAGUUAACUCUUGAUCAACAAUUGGAUGACAAGUUUUACGAAUUUGUAUCAUCGAGAAGCGUAAAGCUGACAAUACCGGGCAAUGCUUUUGAAGGCAGAAAAAAGAAGGGUAGACAUGGAUAUCUAUUAAUAGCAGGUGCCGUGUUAGCAGGCAUGAUGGCGCAAUUAGCUUAUGGAAAAAUAGCUUUCCUCGCCGGUACAGCUUUGCUGACAGCGAAAAUGGCUUUAGUUUUAAGCGCAAUAGUUGGCUUGAAAAAGCUCGUAUCGAGCGGAGGUGGUCAUGAAGUAAUCUAUGCGACAGCAUCCGAACAUCACGGAGGCGGUGGCGGUGGUGGAUACGGUGGCUGGCAACGAGCAAUGGAAUCGAGAGCGCCCGCGAGUUUCGGGACAUCCAGGAUGUCGGCGAUUAAGAAUUUAUCCAAGUGCGUGCUGCUCUUGUUGGUAUGCAGUGCAACUAUUCGAGCGGACGAGGACGGCGGAUUCCUCGACCGAGGAUACCGUGCGCUUUAUCGCGUCUACGAGGAGUGCGAGCAUCGCAACAUGGCCGUGUCGCCGUGUUUGAAGAAGAAGGCGAUCGCCUUCUUCGAGAGGCUCGGUCGCAUACAGACCUUACCGAUCGGCGACAAUCUCGAGCUGGUCAGAGUCGCGUCCAUUGAGGACGAUAGCUCCAAGAGCUCCGAUCUGGAGAAGACCUUGGCCAGAACCGGAGGUGCCACGGACGAGAUCCUCAACGAUAUUUUGUUCGAGCGCGUGGCCGCGCUGUUGAACAGUUUCAACGUGCAGAUCAGCUUACCAAAGACGAAUUCCGGCGAGUUAAAGCGGAGCGUCGAGGAGGGCCGCGGGAAGAUGAAGAAGAUGAUGGGCAUGAUGAUGAUGGGAAUGGCGAUGAAGCUUGCCGCGCUAGUUCCCAUCGCCAUAGGCGUACUUUUCCUCCUGGCUGGCAAGGCGCUCAUCAUCAGCAAGAUCGCCUUGGUGCUGUCGUUGAUUAUCGGAUUGAAGAAGUUGCUGAGCCAAAAGCAGAGCCACGAUCAUGGUGGCUGGCAGCAAGGAGGCGGUGGCUGGGAUAGGAGUCUAAAGGGAAUCAUAAACAACACACCUGUUCCAUUAAUGACAGAGGCAGACCGCAAGUACGCUCAGAAUUUGGCGUACGCAGGCGCGCGGCAGCAGCAUUGAACCAAUUAA